Molecule: messenger RNA, 2599 nt
Organism: Gadus macrocephalus (Pacific cod)
Lineage: Eukaryota; Metazoa; Chordata; Actinopteri; Gadiformes; Gadidae
Gene: il12rb2l
Product: interleukin 12 receptor, beta 2a, like
Exons: 15
Coding region: 109-1809 (566 amino acids)
Molecular function (GO): protein binding
Source: RefSeq, a predicted model, not a curated record
AUACGUUUUCAAGAAGUAAGGCGGAAGUAAAAUAUGAAUAUAUAAAUGUGAGAGCAGAUUCAAAUCUGUUCAGGGGUUCUCCCCGUGUCACCUGUCUGGAGUUUCCUCAUGGAAAAAGUUUCUGUGUCUCUAGUACAUUUUCGCGGGAGUAAAUCGUGGCAACAUCUUCUCUGGAUUUUGCGUACACAAGACCUUGUGUCCAUGGCCAGACUUGACAACGGAUGGCUUCUCUCCAUCUUUUUGGUCAUCGUGCCAAACACGAAGGGCUAUUUAGCCCAGCAAGGGGGUCCGCCUCCCCCAACUCGUCUCGAGUGCUGUAUUCCCUAUGAGGAGGAUAGCGGCGUGAUGGUGCGGUCACCCAUCCAGUGCGUAUGGGACCCAGGGCCUCCCUCCAAGACCCCCUCCAUCUACACCUUACACUUGGAGUCUGCUGACAACAGUGUGCAAAAGUUCAAUGGGAGUAGUACAAAUGCGCAUAUUCCACCGACGCUGGUGUCCAGCCACAGUGAGCUGACUGUGUGGGUUGAGGCCAAGAACCAGCACGGUUCUGCCUCCUCUCCAAGGUCCACCUUCAACACAGCCAAGAUCAUGAAAUCAGCUACCCCCAACAUCACUCAGCACACCCUGGCGCCUCUGGAGAUAUACUGGGAGUCAAAGUGUUCAAAGCAGGGUCUCUCUGAGGGCGAAUGCAAGGUCCGCCACCGAGUGUUCCCAGGUGUAAGCUGGGCAGAGGUAGAGGAGGGAUUCCAGGUCGUCUACUGCUUAGAAAAUGUCCUUCCAUAUUCAUGGUAUGAGUUCCAAGUACGCUGUUCGUGUCUUGGGAGCUCACUGAGUGACUGGAGCAAAGUGUAUAAGGUGGAGAGCCCAGGAGCAGCUCCUGUUGGUAUGCUGGACGUAUGGAGUGAUUGCCAAUUAUCACCUCAAAGCGCUGAGUGCGCGCUCAUGUGGAAGACGCCUCCAGGGUGGAAUGCUGGAAGUGAAAUCCUGGGUUAUGUGGUAACGUUGUCUCGUUUGAACGGCACGGUUACCCUGGUGAACGCAUCCACGGUUGACAAGGCAAGCGACCAGUUGACCUGUGACAAGAAGCUGUGCCACCUUAUGGCCAAAAAUGUGACAGCUGUGAAUGUAUCAGCCUACACUGCAUAUGGGGCCACAACACCUGCUUGUCUUCGUAUACCUCUGACAGCACAAUGUAACAGAGGGGAAGCUCUUCAGCUAAGUAUGAGCGCCGAAAGACUUUUAGUGUCUUGGAAUCCCCCUACUGGAUUCAUAAACAACCAAUCGAAAUAUGUGGUGCAGUAUAAGCAGGCUGGACUCCUGAAAACUCCUGCCAAAGGCUUCGAUUGGAUCAGACUGGACAGGACCCAGAUUAAUGCCACCCUGACAGGCCAGUUUGAGAAUUACACCGCCUACCAAGUGGCAUUGUUCUUGGUAUCUCCCUUCGGAGCCAGUGAUCACAUUUCAUCUGCAGUUGGAUAUGUUCAUCAAGGAAUCCCUCCCAAAGUGCCCUCCUUUGAAGUGGUUAAAGUCAAGGCCAACAGUGUGAAUGUGAUUUGGAAGCCAAUUCUCCUUCCUCAGAGAAGAGGGGUGAUUGUAUGCUAUCAAAUAGGAUUGGACAGCCAAAGAGUGCAUAAUUUGAGUGAGCAUCAAGGUGAUAAAGACGGGAGCUUUUGGUUGGAUUACCUCAACCCUAGCCAAAACUAUGAGGUUUGGAUCAGGGCCAUCACUGUGGCUGGGCCAGGACCAAAGUCCACAGCAACAUUCAAAACAGAGGGCUUUGGUACGGUACCGGUUACUGACACCUCUUGACGGACGAUAAAGUUAUUACAAGUUAAAAAGUGGUGCCUAAAACAUUUUUCUGACAAUGUGUGUUUUGAUGCAUUAUGCCCUUGCUUUAAAAAAAUAAAUAAAUAAUACUUUUAGUUACUGUAUGUUCAGUUUUUUGGCCUUAACUAAGGGAUUCAUCUUGGUUUACAAAAAAUAUCAUUUAUCAAUCUGAAUGUACAAUCGGGUCAUAUCUAAUGUAUUCUUUAUUUGUUUCAUCAUUUGUUUCAUUCCCCGCACAGAUUUCAACCUUUUCAACCUGUUUUUCCUGGUUAUAUUUUUUGCAUUCAUACCUUUCCUCUUGAUAAGGAAAUAUUCCUGGGUAAUUAAGGAAUGCAUUGGUUUUAAGAAAGUGCCUGACCCAAGCAACAGCCAUGUUUUUCAAAAGAUGAACAACCAGAUCAACUUUUGCAUCCCUGUGGAAGAGCCUGACCCUGUGCUGUCGCACCUGGAGAUCAUUAAAUACAAGUUGGCCGGAGGAAAGAUUGGACACCGAGGAUCACAGGGGGCCAUUGGGGGUCUGAUGGACCAGGGGGAAUUGGCAGGCGAAGGGAACACUGCUUCUAGAGAGGACUGCUACAGCAAAAUGACAGACUCGGACGAGGACAGAGACGAUAGGCCUUCGGAUUAUGAGAAGCACUUCCUUCCCACUGCUAUUGAAAUUAUGUGUCUUUGAUGGUAAUGCGAUGGUUUGGUGUUGUCAAUAACGGCACAAUGUAUUUUUUGACUUUUUACUCACUGUUAAAUAUUUCUGGAUUAAAUUGUUUUAUUUUUC